This is a messenger RNA of Physcomitrium patens, 2988 nucleotides long. RefSeq names its product protein PHR1-LIKE 3. Gene Ontology annotation, molecular function: DNA binding; DNA-binding transcription factor activity. Lineage: Eukaryota; Viridiplantae; Streptophyta; Bryopsida; Funariales; Funariaceae. The record is from RefSeq and is a predicted model, not a curated record.
CUCUGAGGUUCUGGUUUGCGGGGCUUGCGUUGAGCACGAACAUCCAGGCUCGUGUUGCGACAUUGAUGUCCCAAAUCCCAAAUCCUGGGCGCGCGAGGGCUAGAUCCACGCGUCAGAGGGACACCUGGGAGCCCCGAACCAGAGGAUGUGCGAGUGCGGAAUGUGGUCCGCUUUGUUUCGGAGGUUAGCAUUGAAUCUGCUUCACAAGGGUGUACAUUCCAGAGCAAGCGUGGCAGAAACGACACCGCGCCACACAAGGCGUGUUGUAGGCAUAUUCCGGCUCCAGGACCUGGCCAUCCAUCCCCCCAGAUUCCCCUGCUCGCCAAAUGCUCUCCGUCUUCUUCCACUGUCACUCCGUACCAAACCGCUGCCCCUCUGCCAAAUGUAUCGCUGCCACUGCGUUUCGUCGCGUUCACUAGCAGUGUCGAUCGAGUCGAUUUCGGGUGUUUGUAGCUGCCGGUUCGCGGCUUGGGCGUCGCCGACAACUGGGUCAUGCCUCAAAUCUGGCGGUGGUGAGACUCUUUCUCCGCAAGGUGCAGGAUCGGUGAAGUGAUUUUCAAGGGCCGUGGACCAUCUUUGCGGGGUUUUUCUGUGCUCGAUCGCAGUGCAGCACUUGGCGGUUCGCAGGUUUUGAAAACUUUUAGCUAAGCUUGAUGUUUCUUCGCGACCUGUGGCGUUGGUGGAUAGUGUUAAGUGCAUCGGAAAUAUUUCUGCUAAAAUUCUCUACGCGAGAGGGGCGCUGUUGGCUUCUCUAGCCUCCGCUUGAUCGCAUUUCCUUCAGUUUUGAAAUACUUUCCACACAAGUUGCAACCGACUCGGUGUUCGAUCUUUAUCGGCUUCGGCUAGCAAGUUUCGUGCUACUUGCCAAAGAAAGUGCUGGGAAAGCAGGAAACGUGGUUUCAUGCACCAUCAGAAAUCAUAACUCUCUUCUGCAUAGCCAAUAUGAACAUCUGAUCUCUUCCUCAAUAAUUUCCUAAGAUUGGUAUUCGUUUCUCACAGUGUUUGCAUGAUUUCCUAUCAAGACCGUGAGAUAAACCUCUGACAAUUGCAAGCCAAUUUCUGUGAGGCUGGUUGUGAGAAAGAGGGGUAGCACUCAAGCCAUUUUGCUUCACUGUGGGUCCUGUGUGGCGGCAUAUGGUACAUUACAGACGCUGUAAUGGUGUUCAUAUCACUCUGCUGUUUGCGUCCUUAUUCCAGAGAUUCCUAGAGCCAUUCUUAAUCCUCGAGUGUUGCAAGUCUAGUCCUAGACAGGACAUUACAACACCUCCGCAACGUCAACCUGUUUUCAAGUUCGUCAAAAACUAUGUGUUCCUACACUUUGGUGAAGUGAUCUCUUAAGCUUGAGUUCAAAAAGGAACACAUUACAAGUAUAAGGUCCAGUCCUGUCUCAGAAUAUCCUUCAAAUUCUCUCAUUGGUAGCCAUUAACGAAGGGAACUCAGCGACGAUGUACCAGAUGAAGAAGUAUUCGAGCCUGACAGUGGUGCCACCGCAAGGACAGCAACACCUAAUGACCAGCCCUCAUAACCAAGACCACAGGUCGUCGUCUCCCUAUGGCGUCGUUCUCAUGUCCGCCGGGGAAGUGAGCCCCGUGGAUCCCAAACCUCGGCUGCGAUGGACCUCGGAGCUGCACGAGCGCUUCGUGGACGCUGUGACGCAGCUGGGUGGUGCUGAUAAGGCUACACCGAAGUCUGUGAUGAGGGUUAUGGGAGUGAAGGGUCUUACGCUCUACCAUUUGAAGAGCCAUCUCCAGAAAUACCGAUUGGGGAAGCAGCAAAGUCAAAGGGAGGCUAGUGGACAUGAAUUACCUUACAAGGACGCAAGUCAUGGUACAUCGAAUUCAUGGUCUUCUGUGGAACUCCGCAUGCAGGGAACAAGCACCGGUGCAUCUGAUGGGCCUCCCCCUACUCCAACGUCGCAGGAUCCUCAAAACAACGCAAAGAUCAAUGAAGCUUUACGUUUGCAAGUGGAAGCUCAACGUCGACUCCAGGAACAACUUGAGGUUCAAAAAACACUUCAACUGCGGAUCGAAGCACACGGGAAAUACUUGCAAACCAUCUUGGAGAAGGCCAAAGAGACGCUAGUCAGCCACAUGACUUCACUAGCUCCGGACUUGCAAGCCGCACACGCAGAGCUCACAGAUUUAGCUUCCUACGCUUCUCUAGUGCCCCCACAUCUAGACGGAGUGCACCCUUCGGGACCAUUCUCUCACGCCCCUGACCCGACCCACCAAUCCGGCCGCAUCCCAAACACCUCGUGCCAGAAGAGCCAUAGUCUCCCGCACCUCAGCGCAAUGCAGGAUGGUGAGCUUCGUGUCUCCAGUGCAGGAAUAGUCGAUCAAACAACCGCCGCAUUAGCUAACCAGGGGUGGUCACCGACGGCACCCAAGCAUUCAGCCUGAUGCGCACCCCGAAACCUCGCACUGUGCACAGUCUCGACGCGCCUCACUCAACCUCGGACCUGUGAAGAAACCCACAUCAUCAUCCUCACGGACAUGAGUGGGACUCCAGUUGCGUGGCUCCAGACUCAGCUCUUCGCGCACACAACUUACUCCGAUCACCUGGAUGAUAGCCUUUGCGGGCGAUUGUGCAACAAAAACCAAAAAUAAACACCAUACAAACAGGUGGGAACCUUAUCACAGUUUCGGCAUAUGUCCACUGAUUUGUGCGUCGCCCAGUUUCAGUUCCUGCUGUUGCAGCAUUUGCUGGUUUCUAGUUCUUCGAUCUUUGUCUCUGAAUCUGUUCACUACAUGUCGUGUAGACACUCUAUUAUAUGAAAUCUUCUCCCACUUUUCUGUCUCAGGAUUAUCGAAACUUUUAGAGGUUUGCUGAGUAGAAUCAAGCGCAGUUCUGCAACCUGAUGUGGUCGCCACCACACCCUCUGCAGCAAAUGGUAGUAAAUUCCUUGUGUUUAUCAUAGAUCUGGGUGUCUUAUCAUAUGAGUUUAACUUGUAAUUUUAGUAAUAACAAAAGCUGAGUAUCUUCGUUACA